Striga asiatica is the source of this 1215-nucleotide messenger RNA. NCBI's taxonomy places the organism in Eukaryota, Viridiplantae, Streptophyta, Magnoliopsida, Lamiales, Orobanchaceae. The record is from the annotation of a GenBank genome assembly.
CAAAAAACUACGUGCGUUCAUUUAUCUAUGACUCUGCUAUAUUUCGAAUAAUUUCUGACGCAUACACACCAUUUUUCAUUCUCUCUCGUCGCCGUGCUCUCUCUCAUCGCCGUAUUCUAAUUUCCAAACAAGAGAGAGAGAGAGAGGCUAGGGAGGAUUUUCAUUAAUCCUGUUUUGGUCUUCUAAUUUCUCAAGAUGAAUGACCUAUUGACGGAUUCUUUCGUGAUCUCGAGGGAUCAAUCUCGCAAAAACCGAGAUAUUGAAUCGGGAUUGAAUAGACAGAUGAAUUCGGGAGAAAUAGGGUUGGAAACUUUCUUUAAUCAGGUUCAAGUGAUUGAGAAACAAUAUGAGAAACUCAAUGCACACCUGAGAAAGCUUCAAAAUUCUCACGAAGAAUCGAAGGCCAUCACCAAGGCUGCAGCUAUGAAAGAAAUCAAGCGAAAAAUGGAGAAGGAUGUUGAUGAGGUCGGAAUAAUCGCCCGUUCUAUCAAGUCAAAGAUUGAGGAACUCGACAGACAGAACUUAGAGAGUCGGAAAAAAGCCGGAUGUGGACAAGGGUCCGGGAUAGACAGAUCAAGAACAGCUACAACAGUGGCAUUGAAGAAAAAGUUCAAAGAUAGGAUGUCCGAGUUUCAGACUUUACGAGAGGAUAUACAUCAAGAGUAUCGUGAAGUCGUCGAGAGGCGUGUGUUCACAGUGACCGGCACUAGGGUUGAUGAACAGACAAUUGAUAAACUGAUAGAGACUGGGGACAGUGAGCAGAUCUUUCGGAAAGCAAUCCAAGAACAAGGCCGUGGACAGGUGUUGGAUACUCUAGCAGAAAUCCAAGAACGACAUGAUGCAGUUAGAGAUCUAGAGAAAAAGCUUCUCGAUUUGCAACAGAUAUUCUUGGAUAUAGCAGUACUGGUGGAUGCUCAAGGGGACAUGCUCGAUAACAUAGAAUCACAGGUUUCAAAAGCUGUAGAUCAUGUGCAGAGAGGCACCAACACUCUUCAGAAGGCUAAGAGUCUGCAGAAGAACUCCAGAAAAUGGAUGUGCCUUGCAAUUUUCAUUUUUCUAAUUAUUGUUGCUGUCAUGGUUGUUAAUGUCCUCAAGCCAUGGCAGAACAAAAAUGGUGCUUAGCUCUUAACAACUACUGUUAUUUAUGAUCAUAUAAACACAAUUGUUUCACUUACUUUUAUUUUUCCUUUUGGGAAAUAUACUAUAUUGCUUCAG